Molecule: messenger RNA, 1491 nt
Organism: Penicillium argentinense
Lineage: Eukaryota; Fungi; Ascomycota; Eurotiomycetes; Eurotiales; Aspergillaceae
Product: T6SS phospholipase effector Tle1-like catalytic domain-containing protein
Exons: 2
Coding region: 1-1491 (496 amino acids)
Source: RefSeq, a predicted model, not a curated record
AUGGGAGACACACCGCAUCCCAAGCCAAAACAACUCGUUCUAUGUUUCGAUGGAACGGGCAACACGUUUCGUGCCGAUGGCACGGAGACAAAUAUCUUGAAGAUCUGUCGCAUGUUGCAACGAACCGAUGAGCAAUCGGGAAUCGGUACCGAGAUCACACCCGGUUCCCUGGCAGCCACUACCCUGAAGAAGAGCGGUCAUCUUGGCAAAAGCAAGACCAUCAGUCAAGCACUGGGAGAAUCAUUCGACCAGCAUGUCUUGGGUGGCUAUCGAUUUCUCAUGAAGCACUACCGCGGGGAUGGGAACAUCUACAUUUUUGGCUUUUCACGCGGCGCCUACACGGCCCGCUUUCUCGCGGAAAUGCUCGAUCAUGCUGGAUUGCUUGGCCCGGACAACGAGGAGAUGAUACCAUUCAUUUGGGAAUCGUUCUCGCAGUGGAAGUUGACUCGAUACGAGGGCAGCGAGAAGAGAAACAAGGCAAGGAAGUUUUUGAAAGACUGCCGCGAAACCCUGUGUCGGCCUGUGAACAGAGUCAAAUUUCUGGGUUUAUUCGACACUGUUAACAGCAUUGCGGACUUCGAGAUCAAUAAUGACACCAUGCCAAGUGCUCGAGUGAUUCGACACGCAGUCAGUAUCGACGAACGGAGAGUCAAAUUCCAGCCUGUUCUCCUGGGUUUACCUCUGGAAUCAGACCCGACCAUGCAAGGUCGAACAACAACAGGACCGUACAGAGAGCAGCUCGAUCCUGUCCAAACCCAGCCACUGGUCGUUCCUGGGAUUACGAAUCAUGCCGACGGUACGAACGCAGGUACAGACGUUUCGAAUCCGAAUUCAGGACCAGGAAAGGAACAGAAGGACGAUGAGGAGUACCAAGACGUUCAAGAAAUUUGGUUCCCAGGUGGCCACGCCGACAUUGGUGGUGGGUUUCAAAAGGCAAAAGACGAAGAAUCGCAGCUAAGCCACGUUCCACUUGUAUGGAUGGUCCAGGAGGCACAGCGAGCUGGUAUCGAAUUUGAACAGAAAACGUUGCACGAGUUCAAGUGUCUGGAAAACUGGGAAGAAGACCCUUCGUCUAGCAGCCGCUUCAAGGCCGCGCUUCGACAAUCCAGUACGGAAGGCCUGCUGCACGAUCGCAUCGAUUUUGGCGAGGGCGUAUCACCUCUCUCUGUCAUGGCCUGGCGGAUCAUGGAAUACCUGCCCAUACGUCGUCAGACUACCCUCCCGGACGGCUCCACAAAACUGGUUCACUUCCCGGUUCACCGUGGGAAAGCUCGGGAAAUCCCAUCGAACGCGAAAGUUCACUCCUCGGCGAUCCAUCGACUGCAGUCGAACUCGGAGUAUCGGCCUGCGAACAUCGUCGUUGGCGGUGGUGGUCGAGCAACCAAGUGUGCUCCGAUUCUCUAUGGCAUUGGCGAAUGGGAGGUCUAUCAGCACGAGGGGGAUUUGAUCCGAGAAACAUAUAUUCGGAAAGGAUGCAAGGAACGUCACUAG